AUGGUUUCUACUAUAGAUAUGGAUCAAUACACAAUUAUCGCUAUUCUCACUCAGACUUACACAAUCGGAUCGACAUUAUCAAGCAGUACUGUGAGUCAAAGAACAACAUCUAUGCAUCCCAAUUCUCUAACUAGCCUGUUAACAAGUUUCACAACCUCAACAAUUAGUUCUUCAAUCUCAACAGAAACUUCUACUUCAACCUUGUCUCAUGCGACAUUUUCCAAUAUGCCAACAGUGCCUGCACUUCUAGGAGGAUCAAGUUCUACAAAUAACUCUUCCAAUGUAGCACUUGCAAUUGGAAUUCCAAUUGGAGUCUUAUCACUCUUUGCAGCUGUACUCUUUGGAUGGUAUUAUUUAAAGAGAAGGGUGUUUGCAAAGAGAAGGGCGGAUCUGGAACCAUUUAAAAGUAUUAGUAUUCCAAGGAACAUUAAUACUCAGGAUCAUGUCAACUCCAUUAAUCUGGAAAAAACUUACCUCAACAAUGAUGAUAACGCAAUGAAAUAUGAUCAGACUGAUAUCAAAUAUAAUGAAGGUCCUCAAAAGCCAAUCAAUAUAAAAAGCAAUUUAUUUCAAUCCAAAUUGAUUAGUAAACAAGGGGUUGCUGCUGACUUCAAGCAAACUACGCCUAUAAUACCCAAGAGAUUUUCAGGAAUGAUAUCACCAAUGUUUUUAAAAAAAUUUAACCUUUCCCAAUCAACAGGUGCAAAAAGUCCAUCAAAUUUAUACAAACAAGAUAAUGGUGAUUCGGUAGAAAGUAUAAAGGUAGACCUGAAUGGGAAACAGGAAAUAUCAUCGAAGAGCGCAGUUCUGAUACUUCCCCCGGUGGUAAAUAUUCCAAAUACCCCUUCAAGUUUACGAAAUAUGGAAAAUUCUGUUGAUAAUGUUUCAGAUCGAGAUGAAUCCUUUCAGAAAAGAGCUGUAUAUACUGUUACUAGAGCUUAUGAAAAAGUUCUAAAUGAUGAAAUAUCUGUUUCUCCAGGUGAAAAGGUAAUAGUUUCAAGAAACCAUUCAGAUGGAUGGUGCUUGGUUAUAAAGAAAGACAGCAAUGAAGUAGGAAUGGUUCCUAAGAUGUGCUUGAAAUAUAAACCCUCUAGUAGGAACUAA
[Candida] anglica is the source of this 1104-nucleotide messenger RNA. The record is from the annotation of a GenBank genome assembly. Lineage: Eukaryota; Fungi; Ascomycota; Pichiomycetes; Serinales; Debaryomycetaceae.